UGUGGUGGAGGGUGGACAGAGCUGCGGCCAGACAGCGUCCUCGUACCAUAACAAACAUGGCGCUGCUUCACAGGGAAAGUUGACCGCAAAUAUGACCCAGUUCGGUGGAUUUAACACACCCCCAGGUCCUUAAAAUCUCCGAGUCGAUGUAGAGGAGCCUCGGGCUUACACAAAGGGAGUGUGAGAGUUGAAGAUGCAGCCUCCAGCGGCGGCGGCAGGUGGCAAGGAGCUCUGAGGGACUGUGUGACCUGAAAUAUUGCAGACACUUGCUACUGCAAGAGUGAAUAAUUAACUGGGCACGUGAAUCCUGACGUUGAUCCUUCAUAACUGGCACUCUUUACUCUUUCAGUCAUGAGUGAGGGUGGCAAAACCAGGUGAUGGUAGGUGUAGGAGCAAGAGGGGCAGCGUGGGCCCUGGGAGGGGCAUAUGCUCCUCCCCACGGUGCUGGUCACAAUACUCUUUUAGAUGUGCUAGGAGGAGAGCCUGGGGGACCUCCGCUGGAUGGUGCCUCACUUACUGUUGCGUUAGAUGUUGUGCAGGCAUGGGCAGUGCUUAUCACUGUUGGCUUCACUCUGGUGCUCUUCUUCUUCUUGGCAUUUUGUGUGUGUGCCAAGAAAGAUGAUGGGUUUGAUGAAUUUGAGCUAACACAAGGAAUAACAACAGUGAAGGUGUGUCAUGAUGGGGGUGAGAAUGGGCUUGGCAGCUAUCCCCGCAUCAACGGCUCCAAUACACCUAGAGUUAGUGAUGACGUCUCAGAGGCAUCUAGCAGGUGUACACUGAAGCGUGAACUGCCUGCAAUUCCCCUUAGUGCUCAGCCUGAUCCUUCAUCAGUCGAGUGUAAUGUAGAACGCACACAAUCACAGCACUCCUCAGAUCUUUAUGCAGCUGUAGGGGAAGCCAAUGAUGCUGGUGGAAGUGGCAUAGGAAAAGUUAUUGGAGGGGUUCAGGUUCUUCCUGCUGGUGCUAUAGGACCUGAUGGUCGAGCAGCUAUCAUCCGGGACCCAGCACAUACAUCACCAACAGACACUUCUGCUGCUCCACCACACACAGAUAGUACUGCAGUAUCAGGGAUAGGGACUGCAGCUCACCCAUAUGCCAAAGUGAAGAAGAAUCAUCCAUAUGCUCAUGUCAAACUACCAAAGAAGGAUCAUCCAUAUGCAAAGGUAGUCCGUGAUGAUUCUGAGGAUCCAGAAACGGACACUGAUAAUUACGAUGAUCCUAAAGCCAUUACCAAAGACAAGAGUUCUGGAUGGGACUCAGAAGGAGGCUAUGAACCUGCUCCUCCAGUACCAGAGAAACGCUUUGAUCUGGAAGAGGAGUCUGUCUGUGCUGGUCCUCCAGACAGUGGUCUGAUGACAACUUCAAUUACUUCUGCAUCCUCGGGUAAGGGGCCAUCCUCACCGCGAUCACCACAUCUCAAUGCUAGAUCGUCUAUGACUGGGUCUGUACCCUCACCAACUUCCCCGCACAGCAUAGGAACUGUCUCAGAUCGGCCACCAUCUACAGAAAUUCAGGCAGCCUUGGCUAUCUCAGGACGAACACCAGCCAAUGAAGAGAUGCCAUACAUGACUCCUCCAUUACAUCAUGUAAGUUUAAAAAUAACUUUUCUGUACUAUAUGACAGUAUCAGAUGACUCAGCUGAUGAGAUGUAUGCUUGCAUAUAUGAGGGUACAAGAGGGGUUGGCAGUGAAACGUAUGCACAAAUUGAACCACGUUCUACGCCACCACCACCACCACCCCCAAUGCCUAGCCCUCCACAUGCUCCAUCUACCCCUUCGCCCCUCUCCACACGAGGUGGAUCACAGCCCCCUCCUGCACCACCCAGUGUUGACAGUCUUCGCCAUGUUGUACAUUCCAGACAAGGACUGGUAGCAAUUAAUUCUGGAUGGGACUCAGAAGGAGGCUAUGAACCUGCUCCUCCAGUACCAGAGAAACGCUUUGAUCUGGAAGAGGAGUCAGUGUCUGGUGCUGGUCCUCCAGACAGUGGUCUGAUGACAACUUCAAUUACUUCUGCAUCCUCGGGUAAGGGGCCAUCCUCACCGCGAUCACCACAUCUCAAUGCUAGAUCGUCAAUGACUGGGUCUGUACCCUCACCAACUUCCCCGCACAGCAUAGGAACUGUCUCAGAUCGGCCACCAUCUACAGAAAUUCAGGCAGCCUUGGCUAUCUCAGGACGAACACCAGCCAAUGAAGAGAUGCCAUACAUGACUCCUCCAUUACAUCAUGCAGGCAUAGAGAUAGCAUCACAGCAGAACUUCAGUGGUGACUCUCAGGACUCGAGAGGCUACACGAGUAUCAGUGUUCGGGAACCUCUGGCAGCCAUUAAGGCACAGACACAAGGCUCAGCAGCACCCCAGCCAUCAGCUGCCACUCAGCCCCUCGAAGGAGAAGGGUAUGUGUCACAUAGGACUCCUUUUAAAAUUGUCAGGUCAUUCAGUGUCAAGUGGUCUGAUUUUAGAAAAGUGCCCCACCUCACCAUCAUGGAUUUUGAUAAAACUUGGUGUGCUGAAUCUUGCAUGUCUAAAACUAAGUUUGCUUCUUCAAGUAGUGCUGCUAGCACAGUAAUGGGAAGCCCUGGAGCAGAGAAGAGAGGUACUCGAUCUCCUCUGCCACCUUUACCUCAGGGAGACACUAGCCUCUACUCAGGCCCCUCUCCCCAGCCCCCACAUUCCCCCCCGCGAAGUGUUCCUCCUAUUGAGAGACCCACACAACGAGCACUUGAAGAAAUGUAUGCAAAGGUAAUGAAAAAGCAGCGUCCAGGACAUUCCCGUGGGGACAGUUCUGGUGGAGGAGGUGAGAGUGAUGCUGGCAGUGUUUCAUCUUCACGAAGAGGUUCUAUGGAUAUUGGUGGUGCUCGUUGGGGCUCCCAUGCUUCAUCUCCUCCAACAACCCCACGGCAGUCAGUCGACCUGGGAUCAAUGACACGCAGUCUUGUUGAAACUCGCAACCACGAAGUGGUUACAUCAAUUAGUCGAGCCAAGUCUUACGAGAAGACGGGUGUAUGGGGAAACACUACACAACAUUCACAGCCAACACUACCUAAUCCUAAUUAUGAAAUAAUACCACAACUCCCCACCAACUUCUACUCAGGAGGAUCUGAUCCUGGCUAUGAAACUGUGAAAAAUUCUGAACCUCCAUAUGCUAGUGUUGAAAGACCAGAGGAGAAUUAUCCUGGUUAUGAAACAGUAAAACAAACCUCAGACAUUGAGUCAGAACCUGGUUAUGAAACACUGAAGCACAGAGAAUAUGAACCAGGGUAUGAAACAGUCACUGGUGAAGCUAAACUGCAAAGUUCAGAACCUGGUUAUGAAACAGUUUCUCAUGACAAAAAUCAAGAGGAUGAUGAGCCUGGCUAUGAAACUGUAACACAUCAUAGAGCAGAAGCAUCUGACCCUGGUUAUGAAAUUGUUAAAGGAAAACUCACAAGUGAAUUUGGAGAUCCUGGGUAUGAAGAACUACAAGGUGCUAUCCAUCACACACGAACCACCUCGGAAAAUGACCCAAAUUAUGAACAACUCAAAUUUACAAGUUGGCAAUCAAGUGAUGGGGAUGUAGAACCUGGUUAUGAAGUAGUUAAGGUUGAGAAUGAAAGUACGUAUGAAUUUGUGCGAGACUAUGACACCCAAGAGAAUUAUCCUCCCUAUGAAAAGAUUGAUAAGCCUCUCAAGAAUAUCAGCCAACAGGACACUCCCUUGUAUGCAAGUGUACAGAAAGCAAGUACAAGUCCAGAAAAGAAACAGGCAUUGGACAAGAACUCAGAAGUCGAAAGCUUGAGAGCUGUUGGUCUUUUAGAGAGCGAUUUAGAUAGUUAUUUUAUACCUCCCAUAAAUGGUAAAGAUUUAAAAGAAGCUAUAACAGAAGAUUCUGAAGAAGAUAGGGAUUUACCAUUACCCUUGAAAAAGCCAGAGAGUCUACCAUUAUCAUCACCUGAAAGGAAAUCUCCUUCAUUAAAGAGUCCUGAUAAGGUUUCUCUGUCAUCAGUAAAGAGUCUAAAUGGAUCUCCCAUAGCACCAAGGAGUCCUAAAGAUUCUCCUGUAGCACCAAGGAGUCCUGAAGAAUCUCCUUUAGCACUAAGGAGUCCUGAAGGAUCUCCACCAGCACCAAGGAGCCCCAGAGAAUCUCCACCAGCACUAAGGAGUCCUAAAGAAACUCCACCAUCACCAAGGAGCCCCAAAGAAUCUCCAUCAGCACUAAGGAGUCCUAAAGGAACUCCACCAGCACCAAGGAGUCCCAAAGAAUCUCCAACACUAAGGAAUCCUAAAAUAUCUCCACCAUCUGUGAAAAUUACCAAUGUAACCCCACCAUCUUCAAGGAGUUCAAGUGAAUCACCACCAGAUUCUCCACCAGUGGUGAACAAUGGUACAGGUUCUCCACCACUAGUGAAGAGUCCUAAUGGAUCUCCACCAAUGGUAAAGAGUCCUAAAGGAUCUCCACCAUUGAUGAAAAGUCCAGAUAAAGUAUCACCACCACCACCAUUGAUGGAGAGUCCUGAUAAGGGAUCACCACCACCAUUAAUGAAGAGUCCAGAUAAGGGAUCUCCUCCACCAUUAAUGAAAAGUCCAGACAUGGGCUCUCCACCAUUGAUGAAAAGUCCAGAUAAGGAAUCUCCUCCACCAUUGAUGAAAAGUCCAGAUAAGGCAUCUCCUCCACCACUGAUGAAGAGUCCAGAUAAGGAAUCCACUCCAUUAAUGAAAAGUCCUGAUAAGGGAUCUCCACCAUUAGUGAAGAGUCCUGAUAAAGAAUCUCCACCAUUGAUGAAAAGUCCAGAUAAGGUAUCUCCUCCACCAUUGAUGAAAAGUCCAGAUAAGGUAUCUCCUCCACCAUUGAUGAAAAGUCCAGAUAAGGUAUCUCCUCCACCAUUGAUGAAAAGUCCAGAUAAGGUAUCUCCACCAUUAAUGAAGAGUCCAGAUAAGGUAUCUUCUCCACCAUUAAUGAAGAGUCCAGAUAAUGGAUCACCACUGUUGAUGAGUCCAGAUAUAGAACCCCCUCCAUUGAUGACUAGUUCAGAUAAAGAAACUCCACCAAUGAUGAAAAGUCCAAGUCCUGACAUGGACUCUCCACCUAUGAUGAACAGUGCAAAAGUCUCCCCACCUUUGGUAGAGAGCUUAGAUCAAGCCUUGAAAGACUCUCAGAUGGUACAGACCCCAGAUGGAGAGACUCCACCACUGACAAGAAGUCCAAGCCCAGAUAUUGAAUUUUCACCUAUGGUGAGAUUUUCAGAUAGACCAUCAUCCCCUCUAGCAAAAAGUCCUGAUGAAAAUAUACAUUUUCCAGAGGUGAUAAGUUCAGAGGGAGAAAUAACCUCAUCAGUGGUAAGCUCUGCUCCUAAAGUGUCACCAUCUCCAGAAUCCAGUGUGGAAACAAAAACAUUAGUGCUAAUAGUUGGCUCUGAUACAGAACCUUCUCUCCAACAGGAAGAGAUCAUUAAUAAAGAAGUGUCUCCAACUGAAGCAAGCCAUUUUUCUCAGCCUUCUACAUCUCGCUUAGAAAGUCCAGAUAAACAGUCUUCUCAGCCAUUGGUUCAUGAUGUAGAGGAAACAGUGUCCUCUCUAGAAGGAACCAUACGUGAACAAACAUUUUCAAUGCUUAAUGAGAAUCGAAAUGAAAUUAUUUCAACUUCAUUGGAUGAGGAUGAAAUAUUGCCACCCCAGCCACCCACUCCAGAGAGAGAAACAUCCCCAGUUGCAUUUAGCAGUCUUGGUUCAGUAGACCUUCCUGCACCUUUAUUGGUAGAAGAAGCUGAAAACCAGCCACAAGAAACUGUUAAUCCACUUUAUAUGUUAGAUAAUUUACAUAAUGAUAUUCAGCAAGAAAGUGCACCUCUUGUAGAGGAUGUUAGCACUACAGAGCAUGUCUCGUCUUCUGGAAUGUGCAGUGAUUUGCCUCCACUGCCUCCUCCAGUAAUGGAUGAUGAUGAUAGUGCUUUUACAAAUGACCUUCCUCCACCUUUACCUGAAGCAUCACCUCUUAUGCCACGAACAAGCACCCUCUGUGAAGAUACUCCACCACCACCAUUAGUACCUCCAUCAGAUGUUGAAGGUUUAGAUGAAUUGUUAAAUCUUGCAAAUAUGGGUUCAUCCUCAUCAGGAAGCACUGCAGGUCAACCUGGUAGUAUUCAUGGUAGCUCUGAGAAAGACUCAGAUUCUCCACAAGAGUCUGAUGGUGUUCAUAUGGAAGCUGCUAUAACUGCAGAUGAACUUCCUCCUCCACCUCCUCUUUCAGAGCCUUCAGAACCAGGGACGGAGCAUGAUUCUGAUGAGGAACUAGAUAAUUCUGUAUCAUCAGGUUAUGAAUGUGGAUUCACAGCUGGUGGCAUAACUGUUACAGUCAAUCCUACAGUUGAUGUGGAAGAACAGCCAGACUCUCCUGUUCAUGUACCACCAUCUAGUGAAACAAGUCAAGCAGCUCCUCCUUCACCUAUUGUUGCUGCUGCCAUAGGCACCAGCAGUGGAGGCAGCCAGAGCAGCAGUAGUGGGUCUGGUAGUCAGGACACUGGCAGUGGUAGCAUAGAGAGUGUAGUGACAGUGGAAUGUGCUGUAGGAGAUACAGGAGUUCAUGGAAGGCAGCAGUCCUCAGAUUCAUCAAGUCCAGAAAGUCGUCACCUUGAUCCACAUGAACAAAUUACAGAGGUAUGAAAAAUGCCUUUAGAUUUAAUGUGAGCAAUAUUAUGUGUUCAGUUUUGCUGGAUUGAAAGCCAGCUUGAUUGUGAAAUCAGCACUGAUGCUCAGGUUAUCUUCAGCAGUAACCAAACUUCCUAUCAGACUUUGGGGCAGCUCAUUUAUCUUGCACCAAAUGUAGUGUGUAUCUACAAUAGCAAGAUUGCAGCUAAGCGUUUGUUAGUCAUAUUUUUCACUAAUAGCAGUUAUGUGGACCAUCGCAAUUAGGCAACACUACUGUAUGUGAAAUACUCUGGUAGCUGUUGGCUGUGAAGUAUUGAUAUUAUAGUUUCCUUCUAGGUAAGAAAAGGUUUCCUCAGUAGACUUAGUACUAUUUAUGGUUUCAGUGAUAAAGGUAUUUUGACAGUGGUAUUGUUUACACAGUCCCACGGAAUACCCAUGUAUUAGCUCCACUUUCCAUCUUUUAACUAAGUGAUAGGCAGAAAACAUUUGAAUUACUGCCAGUUUUUACACAAGUGUCACGUCAUUUUUAUUUUUCCAAUGAAGCAAGCAUGUAUUCAGUGAAUGGAAGAUAUGGGUUUGUUAUUCCACAUUACCCUGUUUCACAUCAGUGUCUUUGUAACUGGGUGAAAUGCCGAUGGAGUUAAUUUUUGUAGGUGUGGCUCAUAGUACUGUUAGUAUGGAUUACUGUGGUGUGUAUGUGUUAGCCAACAGAGUAUUGGCAUCAUGUGCAUUGAUCUUAAAGCUUUUGAUAGUACUUGUCAUCAUCAAGCAUGUACACAGAGAAUGAUGAGAAGUUAAUAUGCAGUUUGUUGCCAAAGUUCCUGUUUUUGUGAAAACAGGCAGGUUGAAGCUUUAUAAAACUUUACCAUGUGUUCAGUACAUGUAAUGGUAAGUUCUAUUUAUUGUACUGUAAGGUUGUAGCCAGUAGACAGUUUGCACAUGUUUGCUGGAUCAUCUCAGACAAGUUAUUCCUCAUCCCAUUGGAGUAUAUGGCAGUAGCAGAUUUUUCCAGCGCAGCAUGUCUAGUGAUUUUUUAUAGAUAUAUGAUAAAUAUGACCAUUUCAAUUAGUAUAAUUCACUGUGCAAAACCUCACAGAUUUUAAAAAUACAAGCUCAAUUGCAUCUUACACACAUUAGAUUAUCAUUCAAAGGUGUUGUGACAUUUCUUUUCCUAUACUAGAAAAUUAUAAAACUAGUGUAUUUUUGUAGUGAUACACAUACAAUUUUGCUAUCACCAAUUCUUUAAUAAGAACACUAGAGUGUGUGCCGUGAAGUUGCAUAGCAAGUCAAAGGUUAGGCCCCUUUGCUUUUUUGACAUUUUUUUCUAGUAAUUCAAAGCUUUCUUUGGAUAUGCAGUCUGCCAUCAGUGCUAUUACUUAUGAUUUCUUUGGAGAAGCCUUAUUAAUGUUGGCCUGAAUGUGAACAAUUUAGUCUGGUUAUGAAUGUGAGCAUGAUGAACUACCAUGGUUAUUAAUGUCAUGUUCAACUUGGGUAAUUUAAUGCCUUUUGUUUGUGAAGAUGCAAGUCAAGCUCUUAUUAUGGUUGUCAGUGGUAUGCCUGCCAAAUGAUUUUGGGAUAUAAGUUUUAUAUAAUUAUCCUGAUAAAAAUAAUGAAUGUAAUAAUUAUGUUAUGAAUGUGAAAGUAAUACUGUGGUCAUGAAUUAUAUAAACAUAUCUGUUUUUAAAUGCAGUGAAACCUGAUUUGUCUGUUUAGAUCAGAUAGACUAAAAUCUAGAAACUAGCAAAUUAAUUGUUUUGAAAUGUAUCACUUGCUAAUAAAACUUACCCUUUUUGCAGUAAACUAAGUAGAAUGAAGGAUGUUAAAAAACAAAAAAUCUUUCAGGGAAAAAAUUUACAUACAUUUGUGUCAUAAAAUAUUUGUACAUAUUUUUCAAUAUUUAAAGCUGUCUAAAUGGUAAUUUUGUCCUUUAUAACCAUCUAUAAUGCCUAUAAAUUAAUAAUUUAUAAGAUUUUUUAUAAUUUAACAAAUGUCGAGGGAUUUCCAUUACACUGCCAAAUUUUCCAGUAUUUUAGCUGUAGCUUUUAUAUGAAAUUACAGUAUACACUAAAUUGUAAGGAAAACAAAACAUGUAAAAUUUCAUUUGAAAGUUUAAUUUGGAGUUUUAAGCAGAGUAGUAUCAAAUUUAUAGCAACAACGAAUGUUGAAGAAUGUGAAGGUUUCACUGUGUUGAGAGUAGCAUUUAGUAUGUGUGCCAAAAAUUAUGUGUUGUGACAUGUAAGCAAAUUAAUGUCCAGCAAUUUUAGGGUAUUAUUGUCUUAUAUUACAGCAAGUACUGUACAUGGAUUGUGUAUCCUUAAAAUUAGGCUUUCCAAAAUUGUGUACGUCCAAAUAAGCCAAUGAAUGAAGUGAGUUGAAUGAUGGUUUGUAUUAUGCAAUAGCAGCAUUUAUUUGUUAUUUAGUAAUUGGUUGGCCUUUAUGGCAGCUUUUUUGUUUUGUGUGCAUAAUAUAUUUUGUUCUAGUACCUGAAUGUAUGAUUUUCUUGUUCAUGGAGAACAAUUACACUAUUUAUUUUUCUAAAUUAGUGUUCUGUUUUUAUGCAUGUGUUUGUGUGUGCUUUUGUUUGAUACGUACAUGCAUACAUGGAUACAUGCAUACAUGGAUACAUGCAUACAUGGAUACAUGCAUACAUGCAUACAUGGAUACAUGCAUACAUGGAUACAUGCAUACAUGGAUACAUGCAUACAUGGAUACAUGCAUACAUGGAUACAUGCAUACAUGGAUACAUGCAUACAUGGAUACAUGCAUACAUGGAUACAUGC
Cherax quadricarinatus is the source of this 9400-nucleotide messenger RNA. The record is from RefSeq and is a predicted model, not a curated record. Lineage: Eukaryota; Metazoa; Arthropoda; Malacostraca; Decapoda; Parastacidae.